CAUGCACUUCCCAAAAGCCAUAAAAACAACAUAUUACAACAAACCUAAAAGAAAAAAAUACCUCUACAAGAAAAUGGCAAAACCUAGCUCUACCUUGAAGGAUAAGACUUUAAAUGGCCUUGGCAAUCUCAUACGACUCCUCCCAACAGGAACAGUCUUCAUUUACCAAUUCCUAAAUCCCAUUCUCACAAACAAUGGCCAUUGCACUAUCAUAAACAAGUACCUAUCAGGCAUCCUCAUUGCCCUUUGUGGUUUCUCUUGUGGAUUUUCUUGCUUCACCGAUAGUUACACCGAUUACGACGGCGCCAUCCGUUAUGGGAUAGCCACAGUGAAGGGGCUUUGGCCAACGUCUUCAUCGGUGGACACAAGUUCCUACAAAAUUUGUGUUGGUGAUUUUGUGCAUGCAUUUUUUACUAUAGUUGUUUUUGGUGUUGUGACUAUUUUGGACCGGAAUAUGGUGGAUUGCUUCUUUCCGGAGUUCGAAUCCACGAAAAAGAUGUUGAUUAUGGUGUUGCCACCCGUUGUGGGUGCAAUUUCUAGUGUUGUGUUUAUGGUGUUUCCUAAUAAACGUCAUGGUAUAGGGUACCCUCCAACUAGCCAAGAUAACUAAAAGGAGUAAUAUAUCUUGAGUUUGAAAUAUUUAUACCAUUGAUUCGAUUGAUCGGUUGUGUCUUGAGAGAUGGUCCUUUUUUUUGUUUGUUUGAUUUAUUUAUUUAUUUAUUUUCACUCAAGUGGAUUAUUCUUUAAUUUGGUGUAAUAAGGUGUGCAUAUGAUGUGAUUCAAGAAAUGAAUAUUACAAGAUGAUGUUUCAUUA
Capsicum annuum is the source of this 814-nucleotide messenger RNA. RefSeq names its product protein DMP2. Gene Ontology annotation, biological process: endomembrane system organization. Bases 2 to 610 code for a protein of 202 amino acids. The record is from RefSeq and is a predicted model, not a curated record. The transcript has a single exon. Lineage: Eukaryota; Viridiplantae; Streptophyta; Magnoliopsida; Solanales; Solanaceae.